Molecule: messenger RNA, 6735 nt
Organism: Capra hircus (goat)
Lineage: Eukaryota; Metazoa; Chordata; Mammalia; Artiodactyla; Bovidae
Gene: FOXP3
Product: forkhead box P3
Exons: 10
Coding region: 4326-5819 (497 amino acids)
Biological process (GO): regulation of transcription by RNA polymerase II
Cellular component (GO): nucleus
Molecular function (GO): RNA polymerase II cis-regulatory region sequence-specific DNA binding; DNA-binding transcription repressor activity, RNA polymerase II-specific
Source: RefSeq, a predicted model, not a curated record
UUUAUUUUAGGGUAGAUGAUGAGGGUGACAUUUCACACUGGGCAGGGAGGGGUUGGUGGGAAAAUGGACUGGUCAGUCAUUAACUUUAUUGUCCCCUUAAUUAUCCCAGAAACAUUUGUUAAACAGCCUCUUUCAAAUGUCUCCUGAUUUGAAAUGCCACAUGCCACAUUCAUCACAACUCCAUUCCCUGUAGAUGUUGGUCUGUAUUUGAGCUUUUCCCCUUCUGUUCUGUUCCUCAGUGUCUCUUCUGGUGCCAGGGCCACAGCAUUUUGUGAUUGUUGCUCUUCGCUACAAUGUAGCACCCACUGAAAGCCCUGGCACCUUGCCCUUUGUUAUUCCUUUGUUAUUGUGGAAUAACAAAGGAUCAGUUCCUCCAGCCAGAGACCAACAACUGUUCUUACUUGGAGCAUCUCUUUGUCUCUCUCCGUCUCCCUCUCUCUCUGUCUCUCUUAUCUGUCUCUUUGCCUCUCCCCAUCUCUGUGUUGUUUCUGUCUCUCUUGUUCUCUGUCUUUGACGUUCUGCUCCUGUGGGUUCCUUGUCCUCACUGUCUCUCCUUUCUCAUUAUCUUUCUCAUUCUCUUUGUUUCUCUCUCCGAGUGUCUAUCCAUCCCUCCCCAUGUCUCUCCCAUCUCUCUCUGUAGCUCUUGUCCUCUGGGUCUCUCUUUGUCUCUCUCUAUCCCUGUCUCCAGCCAUUCCCCUGGAUAGAAGGGCAGUUAUCAAAUCAAAGGCCUGCAGACACCUAGCCGCUCACCCAGACACAGAGCACAAGGCCACUGGCCCUCAUCCACUCCACACUCCUCCCCUUCGCAGCAUACAGAGGGGUCAGGUUGAGGCCAGGACAUGGGCAGGACGACUCCAUGAAGCCCUCACAGAGACACAGUGGCAGAGUUGAGACCCGAGCUCAGAUUCCGAGACUCUUAGAGGGGCCCUGGCUCUGUCUCUCUCCCCAACUGUAGGCCUCAGACUACUCCUCGGCAUCCAUCACAGGCACAGGGGGACCCUGGGCUGCCUCCCAUCUGCUGCCGUUCCCCCUUCAGCCCUCUCACGAGUUGGACCCUUAGGGUCACAGUGUGGGGCCAGCCUCACAAGAGCUAGGCUGGGUGGGGUCCCAGGGCCCCAUGAGUCAGGAAGCCUCAUGGCCAGAGGGUGGUGAUACUAGAGGGACAUCAGUUGUUCUGUUUGAGUCUGGCUGUGGACAGGGCUCAGCCAUGUCCCCAGAGUUGGCAUUGGUCCCUGGGACUCUAUCCCGGAGCCCCUCCAGAGAGCCUGAUGGUGCACUCUCUACUGGCAAAAACCAGGGCCUUUCCUGCUCCCAUGAGGUCCUAGCCAAAGGUGUGCUGGCCUCAACGUCCCCUUUCUUCCCUCCCCCAUCUCUGGCAGAGUGGCUGUGAGUCUGGGAGCUUUGUCCCAGAAUGGACCAGAAGACAGACCCUUCACGGGUCCAUCUACUGAUCACUGGCAUUUCAUUAAGCAUUUAGCAGGCAUUAAAUUUGGAAGAUGGGUACUAUUACUGUUUCAAUUUACAUAUGAGCCUGAAGACAGUUACAGCUGGUUAGUGUCAGAGCCUGGUUCCAGGCUGGGGGAAGCAGAGAGGAUGAUUCUGACCUUCCUGCUUUCCCAGAACUUAGGAGGGAGGCCGAGAGGAGGCUUGCUGCAAUUCCAGGCCUGGUAGGCAGGAGGCACUGUGAACUUCAGGAAGUUCCAGUGAAUUUGGGCACCAGGGACGUUGGCCUUCACAUACUGAGAAGUUGAGCCCAUGGACUCCACAGCGUCUGUGGGUUCGAGAUUCUGGGAUCCUUUGAAUCUAAGAAAUAACGUUCUAUGAUUCUAAGGUUCUGGCAUAGCACCAUUUGAAGACUUCGAGGGCCCCAGUCUCUGUGGGGUCUGCAUGGCACUCCCCAAGCGUCAAACCUUGGGCCUCUCCAUGGCCCAAGAAGGGCCAGGUCUACAGGGCCCAGGGUUCGUCAUGGUGGCCAGAUGGAUGUCACUCACCACAUCCGCCAGCACCCACAUCACCCCACCUGGGCCAAACCAGCUGCAGGACGGGAUGGCCAAUUCUCGGAAUGAAACCCGUGGGGUGGGGUACCUGCCCCCUUCUUUUCCUCCUUGGUACUGAUGAAGCCCAGUGCAUCCGGCCGCCAUGACGUCAAUGGCAGAAAUAUCUGGGGAAGUCGGGGGCCGUGACAGCAGGGCUCAGAUGCAGACCCCGAUACGAAAAUACAAUCUGUGUCCCAGAAACAUCCUCCAUGUGGCUUCUGAGAAAUAGUCAGAAAGGGACGCCCCAACAGACAGUGCAGGAAGCCGGCUGCCCAGUCUGGCCCUCCAGGUACCCCACCACCAGACAGACCAUAUCCACGGCCCCUUUCUGAGAAUGUAUCUAUGCUACCCUGACUCAGGUGGUUCCAGAUAUAUCUGGGGAAGUGGUUUCUUACAUGCUGUGGACAAGGGUCCAGGCGACUGGAGAACCGACCACAAGCUAGCCUUGUGGAGUAGGCCAGAGUGCUGGGAAACAUUCAUGCAUCCACCAAAAUCGGUACUGGUUUGCUCAGGUCUUCUGUGACAAAGUACUACAAACUAGGUGGCUUACAACAAUAGAAAUGGUUUGUCGCACAGUUCUGAAGGCCGAAGUCCAAGAUCAAGGUGUUAGCAGGGGUGGUUCCUCGUAGGGGUAUGAGAAUCUGUUCAUGCAUCUUUCAUAGCUUUGGAUGGUUUGCUGGCAGCCUGAUGUCCCUUGGCUCGUUCAAGCCUCACCGUGAUCUCUGCCUGCCUUCAUCCACUCAUUCAUUCACUCACGUCUUCAGGGUCUUCAACACUCUCUGGCCCUUGUUCUGAGCCUCCAUAGACCCAGGCUCUUAAUUCUCAGGCAGUAAUGUCCAAGCCCCUGAAAGACUAGGGGUUUAAAUACCUGGAUUCUUACCCCUACUUCCUUCAGCACCAUAGCUCUGACACCCACUGUGAGCUGACAGCAAAGGAAAAAACGGGUUACUGCCCCCUCAGAACCCUCCCUUCUACUCCUCAGGUCUGCUCUCAGCAGCUCUGUGCCCAUCCCAGUGCUGUGGGGUGAGAUUGGGACAUGAACACACACACACACUUUCUGGAGAAAGUAGAGUUCUCAAGUCACCAUGGGGCUGUGGGACACUGUACCUGGUUAGCCACUUUCACAGCAUGGAAGUUGGACUUGGCAGUCCCUUCCAGUUCUGGCUUCCUCUCAGACUGGGAUUACAUGAAUCUGAGAAACCAAGGUCCUGCCUAUCGAAGAGUGUAAGGUUCUGGAGCCAUUUAGGAGGACUUUCUGGACAGGGCUUGCAUAUAGGAAGAGGAGCAAGCAUUCUGGGUAGGUCGAAUAGCAUGAGCAAUGGCUGGGAGGCAGGCCUGCAAAGCAGAGAUUGGGGUAAACUCUGGUGGGAGCCAAGUCAAGGAGCUUAUACUAGCCCUGGCUCAAGAGAAUCUGUAUUUCCUCCUCUCUGGUACCUGCCCUGCCAGCUCCGUGCAGGGUGGGAGUGUGGAGAUGAUCUUAGAGAUGCCCGCCUAAGCUCCAGACUUCACUCAGCUCCUACCCAGCCUUGCCACUUGCACAUCUAAUGCCAGACUUUCCAUGUCCCUCCACGCCUGGAUCAUGACCCCCAACCCUGCUCCCCUAUGUCUCUCCCAUCUCAGGUCAUGUCAGCUCUGUCCUUCCAGCUGCCCAGCUAACACCCAUAAGUCACCAUGACCCGCCCUCUCUCACUUCCCACAUCCAAGCUGCCAUCCAGUUCUCCUGACUCCACCUUCAAAACAUAACUAGAAUCCACCCACUUCUCACCAUCUCCACUGCCAUCAGCCUGGUCUGGACUAUUGCUUGCCCUGGACUAUUGUAGUAGCCUCCUCACUAUUCCCCCUACUUCUGCCCUCACCUCCCUGGAGCAUCCCCCUCUUACAGCAGCCAGAGGGAUUUUUUGAGUCCAUGCCCCCAUCUUACUCCCAAAUAUGCCCAAGUCACUGGGGUAACAAUGCUCCCAGGAGAAAAUCAGAACCCAGUCCUAGCAGGGUCAGCAAAGGUUGUGUGGCUUGUACCCAGUUCUGGGAGGACAGGAGGGCAGAGGCUUGAAGUCCACUACUCAAGUGCUGAUAUCUACCCUGACUGAAGCCCCCAAAACCAGCCUGAAAUCCCCAGCAGGGUUGUGCCAGUGUGUGCGGGCAAGCUGUGUACUCAGUCUAUGUAUGUCUGCAUGGGGGGUGUGCUUGGAGACACAGUAGGCACACCUGUGUCCCUGACACCAAGUAUGUGCAUGCACAUGCACACACAUGUGACCAGAGCUGGGGUCCCUUUGGGACAGUUCCUGGCCAAUGCCUGCUCUGGCCAGAGGGGGUGUCCACAUGGUUCAAACAGUUAAGUAUUUCGUACACGCACAGCCCAGCACACAUGUAACUUCCUUCUUCUUGUGUCCCUGCAGCCUGCCCUUGAACAAGGACCCAAUGCCCAACCCCAGGCCAGCCAAGCCCUUGGCCCCUUCCUUGGUACUCAGCCCAUCCCCAGGAGCCUCGCCCAGCUGGAGGGCUGCACCCAAGGCCUCAGACCAGCUGGGCACCAAGAGCCCGGGGACAAUUUUCCAAGGCCGGGAUCUCCGAAGUGGGGCCCACACCUCCUCUUCCUCCUUGAACCCCAUGCCACCAUCACAGUUGCAGAUGCCCACAGUACCCCUUGUCAUGGUGGCACCCUCUGGAGCUCGGCUGGGUCCCUCGCCCCAUUUGCAGGCGCUCCUCCAGGACAGGCCACACUUCGUGCACCAGCUCUCAACGGUGGAUGCCCAUGCCCGGACCCCUGUGCUGCAGGUGCGCCCACUGGACAGCCCAGCUAUGAUCAGCCUCCCGCCACCCACUGCUGCUACGGGGCUCUUCUCUCUCAAGGCCCGGCCCGGCCUGCCACCUGGAAUCAACGUGGCCAGCCUGGAGUGGGUGUCCAGGGAGCCAGCACUGCUCUGCACCUUCCCAAGCCCUGGCAUGCCUAGGAAAGACAGGUCAGUGUGCAGGGCUGGGAAGGCUCCCUGCCCUGCCACCCCCGCCCCUGACACUCUUUGUCCCCCCAGCACCCUUUUGACUGUGCCCCAGGGCUCCUACUCACUGCUGGCAAAUGGUGUCUGCAAGUGGCCCGGAUGUGAGAAGGUCUUCAAGGAGCCAGAAGACUUCCUCAAGCACUGCCAGGCAGACCAUCUCCUGGAUGAGAAGGGCAGGGCGCAGUGUCUGCUCCAGAGGGAGGUGGUGCAAUCUCUGGAGCAACAGCUGGUGCUGGAGAAGGAGAAGCUGGGUGCUAUGCAGGCCCAUCUGGCUGGGAAGAUGGCCCAAACCAAGGCUCCAUCUGCGGCAUCAUCUGACAAGGGUUCCUGCUGUAUCGUAGCCACUGGCACCCCAGGCACCACCGUCCCGGCCUGGCCAGGACCCCAGGAGGCCCCCGAUGGCCUGUUUGCCGUGCGGAGGCACCUCUGGGGCAGCCAUGGAAACAGCACAUUCCCAGAGUUCUUCCACAACAUGGACUACUUCAAGUUCCACAACAUGCGUCCCCCUUUCACCUAUGCCACCCUCAUCCGCUGGGCCAUCCUGGAGGCUCCUGAGAAGCAGCGGACACUCAACGAGAUCUACCAUUGGUUUACACGCAUGUUUGCCUUCUUCAGAAACCACCCGGCCACCUGGAAGAAUGCCAUCCGCCACAACCUGAGCCUGCACAAGUGCUUUGUACGCGUGGAGAGCGAGAAGGGGGCUGUGUGGACCGUGGAUGAGUUUGAGUUCCGCAAGAAGAGGAGCCAGAGGCCCAGCAGGUGUUCCAACCCCACACCUGGCCCCUGAUCUCAGAGCCAAGAAGAGAAAGGAGGACAGGGGAGGGGAUCGAAGUGGCUGGGGGCAGGGGUGACCAGCCCUGGACAUGCCCGCAGGGACCAAGAAGUAAGGUGUGCACUGUCCUGCCAGUCAGGGACCCCACUCCCCAGCUGACCACCCUCUUGGAUUACAUGCUCUGCACCAAGGAUGCUCAGAGGGACCCCAGGCCCAGCCCUGCACCCACUCCCCAGCCCCCUGUGACGGGCUCCUCAGCCAAACUGAGACUUCACAACCAGUCACACACAUAGCCUGCCUCAGUCACUCACAGUUGACCUUGGAACUGGAAAAGGACACAUAAGAGUCACAAUCCUGUCCCCUGGACUCGAUACAAAACCCCAAAAACAUGAAGAGCCUGCCUCAGUACACUCACACCACCUCAAGUUUGCAGUCACACAGUCACACCCACACACAGUCAACCCACGUCCCCCAAAGCACAUACCCACAGCUGGCUUCCAGGCCCACAGGUGCAGUGUCACAUGAGGCAGGCCCUGACAACAGCACAGAAGCAGCCUUAGGACCUUCAGGAAGUCAGGCUCCAGAAAGCCACCCAGACGCAUGCACGCAGGUCACACAUGGUAACGCAUGGCUCCCGACAAACAUGCUUGGUCACACAGACUCUGAACUCACCAGCACAUCUCAUGUGCACAUACACACCCACAUGGCACCAAGGGGCCUCCGGAGUCCCAGGCAGAUGCCCAGGGCUACACACACCAACUCACCAAAUGUAUCCAGUGUCUCACCUGCCACCCACCCCUCCCCCACCCUGAGCCCUGCACCCUGUUCCAUGCCUCAGCUUUGACUGCAGACAGAGCCCCUCAUUUAUUUGAGAUCCAAGACCCCAACCCCCGCCCCAUGCCCUCCACAAUAAACUGAAGCCAAGCUCCCA